GAAAAAGCGGAAGUGAAAGGUAAAUGAGUGGGCGUAGCAGGGCAAUGCAUUCCAAGGUUAACCCUUGACUUUGCGCAGAUGUAAAGAGAAGAUUUGCGCAGAUGUAAUGAGAAGAUCUGUCUCAGAUGUAAUGAGAUGUGCAUGCUCUUGCCUGAUCACUCUACUAGUCUAUGUAAGUCAGUAGAAAGCUAGCCAACCUAGUUUUUUAAGAGUCAGGUAAGUAGACUCUUCAUUGUCUGCAUGCAGUAUAGACUGGAUAUAGUCUGCAGUAUAGACUCUAGCUAGCUACAUGCACAAUGACUGAAUUAAUUAUGUCUGUACACUGAGCUAGAUUUAACAUUACAUUCAGCCAGUCACCUAACUCUUACUUGUACUCCAGUUAAUUGAUACCUGGCUCUACUGAAACACGUCGAGCCACUCUCGGACUUUUCCCGUGAACAGAUUUGUAAACGAGAACCCUGAAAGAAUAUGUUCAUUGUUGGUCUUAGACAAGCAGGUAUCACCCAAUAUGUUACUAUACAUCAUUUUGAUUGACUGGGACUUGCUUAGCAACUUUCUAGAUUUUCCGAGAGCAGUGAAUUAUUGAAUUAAUGAUAGAUUAUUAGGACUCUGAAAUGUUCAUGUUUCACCAAUAUUGUUAUUCUAAACUCAGUGCAGAGAUAGCCUUUUGAGUAAGCUCGUGACCGAAGGUCCAAUCAGUUUUGACUAUAUAGGUAUCGAAUUAACUAUACUUAGACUCUACGAUGAUGGUCGAUAUACACUGCAUGACCAAUAUAGACCUAUAAUGAUUGUCAAGCGGCUCAUAACAAACUUCAAAAUUGAAGUAUACUAGGUUUUACAUGUAUAGAUUCUACUAUAGAUGUAGUACAAUGACUGAGGGUAUCCAUGAGUCUGCAGGUAAGUGGAUCUUACAUUAAUUGAUAGUAUGUGAGUGUAAAUUCUACCAAUUAAGAUCCAACACAGCUACACCAACAUCAGUUAAGUCCCCUCAGUGUAUAUAUACAGCUAUACAAUAGAUCUGGCUACAUGGAUGAGCUUAUGAGCAGUGACGAUGAAGUUGGCAGUGAUGAUGCUGCAAUACUAGAGAUUGAAGAAGAAAUGAGAGAGAGUGAGGAAAGCUCAGAUUGUGCUGAAUCAGAAGGUGAUUCUGAUGCCUCCAAAGCACUUUCUGACACAGUAAUUUCAUCACGAAAACGCUUUCCAAGUUUAAGUCAUGAAGUGCACAGACAUCUUGCUUACAUCUUAGAUGGCAACCAUAUCCCCACCAAAGAUCGGAGUGCCCCAAUGAAAAAGGCCUACUACUAUCGAUACACACAUCAUGAAAGUCUGUCAGUGUGUGAAAUGAAAAACCCAUUAACUAACCAGAAUGAAAAGCGUAUACUUUUCCAGGAAAAUGCGACGACUCAGAAGGUCAUUGUGUUGCGAACAGAAGAAAAAGGAAAAUGCAUUGCUUUCUAUUACGAUAGAUCAAAGGGAGACGGGGCAAGAAAGAUUAAAAAGAGAAUCGAUGAUGUGUUCACUGGCAUUAGUGAAGAUGAGGUGCAAAAAUACAUCAAUAAAUCUCAACUCAACCAGAAAAUCAAGGGGAGAUUUGAGAAUAAACCACGCUUACGUCCAGUGCAUUCAAGCAAUCCUUGGCAUCAAGUUCAGAUAGAUCUAAUGAGUAUGAUGGACUAUCCCGUAGAGAUACAAGGCAAGGUAUACAAGUGGAUACUGUCAUGCAUUGAUGUCUUUUCGAGGUACCUUAUUUUGCGGCCUCUCUACACAAAGCAAGCAUCAGCAGUUGCGACUGAACUUCUCCAGAUUUUUGCUGAUUUUGGAACUCCGGUUCGGCUUCAGUGUAACAGAGGUUCUGAGUUCCGUGGGUGUGUCAAUAAGGUUGCUACAAUGCUGAAAGUGAAGAUCAUUCGAAGCAGUGCUAUAGGCAUCCUCAAUCCCAGGGCAAGGAUGAAAGAUCUCACCGAACCAUUCGCAGCAAAAUUCGUUACGAUUUAACGAAAAACCUCGAAGAGAUAUCCUCAUUGGAGAAGGAUAGUACUGACAGUAACAACUGGGUGCUGGCUCUACCCGUUUACCAGAUGAUAUAUAAUAGCGGUCAUCAUAAAUCAAUAGGAAUGUCUCCAUUCGAGCUCUUUUUUGGGCGUCGUUCAAACUACAACUUGCACCCAAUGAAUGAAAGGGAUCAAAGUGAAAGAGAAAACGACGAUACUCAAACUGCAGUGUCUGAUGAAUCUUCAGUAGAGGAUUGUGAGUCUUUCAAAGGAGUGAACUUGGCCCAAGUAUCAAAAGAUGCCAUUGAAUCCCAUAUCACAUUGACCAAAGAGAUCAGAAAGAUAGGAGCAUUGGUAUCGAGUGCAGCUGAAAAGAUGAUGGUUUCAAAACAUGCCUCUAAAACCCCCCCAUCUGUGUACCAAGUCGGUGAUGAACUUCUUGUUCAGUUUAACAAGAACAAAAAUUGUACCAAGAUCAAAGGCAAAGGUGUUUCUGCUCCACGCUGUUACAAUGGGAAAGUGGUAGAGAGAAAAUUGAAGACCAAGAAAUACAAGGUCAGUUUUGAGGUUGAGGGAAAGUCUACCGUGGAGUGGUUCAGUGUAACCGAGCUGUCCUCUGUUACUCGACUGGAAGAGAAGAUGAGGAAAAAAGAUGAUGAUGGUGGUGAAGGCAAGAGACCUGGUGCUUCUCCUUCUUCAAGCAGAUCAACAGCAGUUGGAAAUGAUAUUUCAAAGGCUGUUGAUAUUGAGAAAAGGAAAGGAAAGAAAAGGAAGAAACAAGAACGAAAGAAAGACUGGAAAAAGAAGUAUGGUGUGAGUUCCAGUGAUUUGACCAUCCAUCAAGCUCCAAACUCAGAUGAUGUGAUGAUGAAGCUACCACCUUAUUCGAUUACCUACCAGCACUUUGUAGAGUUAACCAAUGGACUGUUCACUGUGAGGUAUGAAUAUCAGUUGAUUAUUUUGGUGUAUGUAAUUAAUAUGUCACUGUCGAUUUUAUAAUGCAUACAUGCGUGUGCUGAUCCCUAUAAUAUAUAUUAUAUGCAGUUGGUUGAUCUGUACGCAUUGAUGCUGUCCUGUGUCCUAUGCAUUGAUGAGAAUGCAGUUUGGAUAAUGUCUUCUUCAUUGUACUACCUGAUGCAAUCUGCUGAUAUGUCAGGUGUUAUGGGAGCAGUUAAAAACAUUCCAGGCACAGUCUUCCAAACUGGAAAAGCUCUGUUACCUGUACUAUGUGAACGGCAUUACAUGCUAUUGGUAAUCGACUUUGGAAUGAAGAAUGUGUUCGUGUACGAUUCCCUUGACUUCUCUGAUUUCAACGACACGACAUUUGACAGCCCCACAUUGAAGCCUGUCUGGUAU
Halichondria panicea is the source of this 3347-nucleotide messenger RNA. RefSeq lists its product as uncharacterized. Gene Ontology annotation, biological process: DNA integration; proteolysis. Lineage: Eukaryota; Metazoa; Porifera; Demospongiae; Suberitida; Halichondriidae. Gene Ontology annotation, molecular function: nucleic acid binding; cysteine-type peptidase activity. The transcript is spliced from 12 exons. The record is from RefSeq and is a predicted model, not a curated record. The coding region runs from base 2079 to 2990 and encodes 303 amino acids.